Messenger RNA from Paramuricea clavata, 7320 nucleotides. NCBI's taxonomy places the organism in Eukaryota, Metazoa, Cnidaria, Anthozoa, Malacalcyonacea, Plexauridae. The record is from the annotation of a GenBank genome assembly.
ACACUUUCAAUUUGGCAGUACAGUAUUUGUGGCAAGAUUUUAAUGCCAUCAUUUCGUUGGAGAAAAGACACAAAUAUGUUAUCUUGAAUUGUGAAGUAAGAAAGAUUUAAUUGAAAUGGCAAGUGCUUCAUCAGAAAGUGUUCCUGCCGACGAAAUCAACGAACUACUCACAUGUUGCAUGUGUUUGGAAACCCUACAGGAACCGCGAAGCUUGACUUGCUUUCAUAAUUUUUGUAAAGUGUGUUUAGGUGAGUAAUAUUUUCAUUGUUUAAAGGUCUACUUGACGCAUGCUUUGCGUGGAUACUUUACAGUUUAAUAAUUAAAUACCCGAGUAAUGCAAGUUUUAUUUUUGCGCAAUGAAUGCCUCCCUGGCGCAUUAAUUGCGCGGAAGUGAAGGCAGAACAAUUGAGAAUGAGUGACUGUAUUGUAUGCAUUAAUGCAUAGCCUGUAGGCCGUCACUUACAAUACUAAAUUCUGUUUUUGUGUAUUAAGCUUCCUCUCGACACAAAGUAGACGAAAUAUAUGCAUUAAUUCAUGAAAAAUACGCAGAAUUUGUAGGAUUUCGUUGAAAAUGCGCGGACAGAAGUCACAGAUGAAAUGUCUGCGCAGGGAACGCCUUCCCCGAUAGAAUGUUUUACACCAGCAUGGGGGCUUCUGAUGUGUUGCAAUAAAUCACAAGGUUUAAUUUAAACAGCAGUUCAAAUGCCAGUCAAAGAACUCAAAUGUUGUCAAGAAGUUCUCAUGGUUGAAGAAUUAUUAUAUGCCGACCUCGUUUUCGAGGGCUGACUUUUAAAAGUUUGAAAUGUAGUCGUUGUAUACAAGACAUGAUAAUCUGUAUUUGCCGUUGCAGCAUGUAAACAGAGCGGCAGCGAUGUCUAAAACUCCUGUGGGAUGUUAAUUGUUUAUUUUUGCACACAUCAAGACCAUCCCGGCUCGCAUCUCAUCCCCGCAAAGCAAGAUGUUAAUUGUUAAUUUCUGCUUAUUUUCUUGACUUAAUUUCAUCACAUAAAGAUAAUCAUUGUAUUAAUAUAAAAUUAUAUUAUUAGCCGUCCUUGUUGCACUUUCGUCCUGCUUGUUGAAAUUCUUCAGUAAUAACAGUACUCAGUAGUUCUUUAUGAUGUUAAAAGUUAGUGUAAUAUUUAAGGCUGUUUCUUGUCACGUUCCCAUACUAGAUUAAUUAGAGAGUUUAAGCUUUGCGUUAUACGUCAAACGGCCGAAACGCGAGGCAAAGAAAACAUUCACGGUAUUAGGCAAUAAAGAUUAAUGAACUUGCUGUUUUAAAACUGAAAUUCAUAAUUAUUCUUUCGACGCAAGAAAGAAAGUAUGAAACGAAAACGUUCAACGAAAAUUUUGCCAAGAAUUUUCGAACCUGCCGUUCUCGGAAAUGUGAACUUAAUUAUUAACCGAACGCGAGGUCUGUACAGAGAAAUAUCGAACCGAGGUCUUUUUUGUACAGACCGAGCCCGUAUGGCGAGGUUAGUGUACAAAAAGACUAAGGUCCAAUAUUUCUCUGUACAUACCAAGCAAGCGAUGUUAAUAAAAAGUUUAUUAUAUGGCAUUUAUAGGCAUUUAUAUUUGAAACAAACAAGAAAUGUAUGAUUUGAAAUGCAUAUAUAUUAGUAACGUGGUACACAUUUGGUCGAAGAAAACUAAAAAUACAAUGUAUUUCUUCUUUUCCACUAAAAACCAUUCACAGAUAUCUUAUUAAUAACAAAUUAAAUUAUAAUUUCAAUUAGUUUCGCUGUUUUGUUUUAAAAUGCAUGAGUUUGUUUGUUUAUAUGGACGGGAAAAUAAUGGACCGCUAAAAGUGCUUAUCAGCCAAUCACAGUCCGCCAUUUCACCGCAAGUGAUGCUUGCCUUAUAAUAAACCUUGCUUUGUAAUUAGUUUGCUAGUGUCGCAGUUUUAAGCCUGCCUGUGUGAUUUUCAAAACAGAAUAACGCUCGACUUGACUGUUACAUAUUCAUGUAAUUGUUCUUUUACAAUACGAUAAUCAUCAGCAAGAUUCUUCACCAAUUUUUCAGUUAUAUAUAGACAUGUGUUUCACAAAAAUAUAUCUGCCUAUCAUCAGGCAAAAUACACAUGGUUACUAUAAACAAAAUUAUUGUAUAAAAUAGAUAGAAUUGCACUUUCCAGGCUUGUAAUUUUCAAACUUUUUUUUUUGGGGGGGGGGGGAGGGCAUACAUGCCCUCAGACCGGUCAGGAAGUUUUGUAGCAAUAGCUGCAAACUUACUUUAUCUCAAAACCAGCCCACCCCACUCAUAAAAUUGCUGUGUGGGUCCUUAAUGUGCUGAUGGUACUGUACAGUACUGCCAAGAAAUAACCGCGUCCAAGACGCGGGUAUCUUGCGUCCACGGGCGCCCGCGGGUGCGUCUGCGGGCGCCGUGCGUCCGUCGUGCGUCCACUGUGCGUCUGCGGGCGCUUGCGGGUGCGUCCACUGUGCGGGCGCCAUGCGUCCGCUUUGCGUCUGCGGGCAAGGACGCAGCUGAGAAAGAGUUCUAUUCGUAGAUCGUCGGAAAUUAUCGCGUUUCGCUUUUCAUAAACAAACCGUGGGCGUCGGAAAAUAUUCAUGUUAGCGAUUUCACACCACGUUUUUAUGCUUAUACACAAGCGUUGCAGACCUAGAAUCCUAGAUAUUUAUAUUUCUAAUAUUAAACUUACCGUGAAUUUUCAGAAUUUGUGCUUCGUAAAGUUCCUUUUCGUAUUUGAUCUCUACUUUCGCACCUUCGUAUAACGUUUGGUUUAAACCCAGUAAUCUUUUAACGUUGCCGGUUGGCAAAAUGCACGUAUGGUUUUAUAUCUUCUUCGAAGAAACCCAAAAUACGUUUUGGUUGACAAGUAAGCGAUCGAUACCUCAUUUCAUUAGUCUGAUAGUAAUACGGAUCGAGUGAUAUUAGUCUGAGCUCUUCACUUCAGCUUUAGCGAAUUAUACUGCAACUUUGAAAAUCAAGCGAUGAGUCACAGUCAUUGAACCGUGUUGAAACACAAAGACUGUUUCCUGGACAUGUAAAGGUAUUCCAUUAAGGGAUUAAGAUCGAGAAGUCAUCUAUCCAGAAAUUAUAUGGGUAAUUAUCAAUUUAUAUGACAUAUCAGCUUGUGCAUUUACUGCUUUGGAAAAACAACACAAACUUGUUGCUGUAAAUAAAGUUAUAUAGUGGCUCGUAGUAAUGGUAUUUUAUAUGAAAAAUCAAAAGCACUGCUGUAUAUAUAUUGUAAAUGAGCAUCUUCGUUUUAAUCAUAUACUGACGAGUUACGGAGACAUAACAUUAUUCAAAUACAGAAUUGCAUAUCAACUAAUCGGCAAUCUUCUACGAGGUAAGUCAGAAUUUGAGUAGCAAAUGAAUGUGUUGCGAGAUAUAUACUCGUUGUAGUCGUGAUCUCACUGAGUUUAGUAUAUGUGUCUACAUUAUAUUUAUAUAUAGUUUAUGUCUAUUCACAGUUAAUAAAAUAGUCUAUUUUACGCUCCAAUAUACAGUCAUAUACGCUUCAAUCGCCACUCAAGUACGUGUGAUUGCAUUGUGAAAGCACUACGCUUACUGUAGUAUAAACGUAUAACAUUAUAAAAUGGUUAUACUAAGUGUAACGCUUAGGUUCAAUGAAACUCUAUUUUGGAUUCAACUUUUUAUUCUUUGCUUCUCCGAUCAGUGACACUGAUCUGUAUUCUCACGGCAAACUACGAGUAUGAUGCAAAUAUUAGUUCGUUUUUCCGAUUAUGUUACGACGACUGCGUCCAAGCGGACGCAGUUUUUCAGUAGAGGCCGGACGCGGGCGCUUUGGAGGCAGGACGCGGGCAGAGUAGACGCAAGACGCGGGCGUCGUGGAGGCCGGACGCGGGCGCUCUGGAGGCAGGACGCGGGCAGACGCGGGGACAAGUUAUUUCUUGGCAGUACUGUAGCUAGGGAGUAGGAAAAUUGGAAAAUUCUGUACCAUUCAGACUAGGGAUGUGCCGGAUAAUGUUUUGCUGUAUACCGGAUAAUAGUCUACCAGAAACCAGUUAGUGGAAAAUAAUAAUCAGAUACUAAUGGUGGUACUUGACUUUUUGUUCCCAUAAUACAGUAUAUAUAGUUCAUCGUUCAAACAGUUACGCCCGUAUUCUAAAAGCUCACUCACACUCAAUGAGUGGAGGUUCAAUGUGAGCUUCUCUUGAGUGUCAAUGCUGUGUUUGAAUAGGUGGAGGGUGAGUAGUCACAUAGUAAGGUACGACACGAACCCUCCAGCUAUUCAAAAACAGCAUUGACACUCAAGAGAAGCUCAGAUUGAAUCUCCACUCAUUGAGUGUGAGUGUGAGUGAGCUUUUAGAAUACGGGCGUAAGUAUCAAUAUGUGUGACACAGGGUCUGCAGGUACUGUAAUCUAGAAGAGAGAGAGCAGUUUACUGUACAUCUCGAAGACAUUUUUGCAUGUUUCACAUGCAGUAAUUGUUCGACCUGUUCUAUACAAUGUCUUAACACACAAAAACAUUUUUUUGGUUUCGAUUAAUAAAACGUCCAGUAUUACCCGCCCAAAUUUUGCCUGAUAUACUGCUGUAUGUCUAUUUUUGACCGGACACCAUUAUCCGGAUCCGCGACUUCCCUAAUUCUGAGCUUACCUUAAUUAAAGUUACUCAACAAUUGACCUGUCUUUGUUAUAAUUAUUGCAUUUAAUGUAUUCUUAAACAUAUUUAUUCAUGCUUUAAGACUAAGUGUAUUCUAUGUCUGUGCAUGCAUUGUUUAGGAAAGUAUGUUGAACGUCUUCGUGGUGCUGAAAAGAAGAUCGAGACAUUUCCAUGUCCCACAUGUCGCUCAGAGUUUACUCUCAAAUCAAACCAAGAUGUUGCUGAACUGCCAAGCAGUUAUUUCAUCAAGAAUAUGCUGGAAAUUAUGGCGAUUCAACAAAAAGCAAAAACAUCUACUGCAUGUUCCCACUGCCAAGAUCCUGCCAUUAAUCACUGCGCAUCAUGUGAAAAGUUUAUGUGUAAGAAAUGUUCAGAGUCUCACAAUGUUUGGUUGAAAAAUCAUAAUGUAAUAUCUGUACAAGAGCUAGGCAAUCCUGAAAGUCAAGUAAAAAUGAGAAGCAAGCUUUAUUGCAUGAAACAUGAGGACAAAAUACUUGAAUUUUAUUGCGAAACAUGCAAGGAACUUUGCUGUAUACAUUGCUUGGUUUUAAAUCAUCAAAAACAAAACCAUUCGUGUGUGGCAGUGAGUGAACUCACACAGAAGCAAAGAGAAACAUUGCAAUCAAGCUGCGCAACACUUGAUGAGAAAUUAGCUGAGGGGAAAAAAGCAUUAAACAACGUUUGUGAGGUGAUGAAGUCUCUUAAAAGAAAUGCUAAAACUGCUAAAGAUCGAAUCAAAGAACAAAAGGAAAAUAUCUUGAAGAUUGUGGCAGAAAAACUUGACGAGAGAGCAAAGAAAAUGAAUGAUGACGUGGACCAAGUUUAUGGUGAAUUACACAGUGAACUGAGCAAACAACAUGAUGAAAUGAAAGAUUAUCUUGAUAAAGUCCAAGUUUCAGUGUCAUUGCCAAAAAAUCUCCUAAAGAGAGGAAGUAUCGAAGAAAUUAUCUCAUCGCAGAAAUUGAUUGAUGAGAAAAUUGAGAAGUUGAGCAAUCAACAACCAGAGAAUCUGGCCGCAGUGAAUGAUGGUAGUAUUCACUAUGUACCGGACGACAUUGGUAAUAUCAAUGUUGAUGAAAUUGUUGAUAAGUUGGGACAUGUGGAAGGUAUGCGCAAUUUACGGUAUAUUACCGUCAGUACAGGUUCAGAUUUGAUUUCCACUACCACUAAUGGACGAUUAACUAAUCAGAUGUGUUUGAUAUAUUCAAUCGGAUACGCACUAAGACAGUGAAAAGCAGUGUUGUAGCGGUAGUGGAAGUCAAAUCUGAACUUCUAUAUAUAAUAUUAUCGUCAGUGCAUAUUUUCCUUUACAGAAUAGGAAUGUUAAGGAUACACAAGAAUUCGUUUCCGCCAGGAAUUUUUAUUUUUUUAUGUCGAUUUUUAAGCUGGAUCUACGUACAGACCUUGCACGUUUCCAGCCAUUACCGUGAAAUUCUCGCAUUUUUGGUUGCUAUCACGCGUGAAGUGACUAAUUUCUUACCGCAUUUUUAAACUUAACUUGUCGAGGUUUCUUCCUCCCAUUUCUUUUCAUUAAUUGCACAAUGUUCAAAUGUUCAAUGCAUUCUUUUUGCCCACGCCAGUACCCAGAAGUCUUGAGAAUGUGUGUAUCAAUCGCAUAUCAAAAAGAGACAAAAAGCUGGGAGACUACUCAGCCUGAGGAGCGCUAUUUUUGCCAUUUGGGAAGAAGCGACGCUAACAUUUCAUAUUUUUAUAGCAUGAACACAUUAGGUUUUUUCUUCGAAAAAGGCGGAAGAAAAACCUCGGAAAGGCAAUUUUCUGGCGAACUAAAAUUUCCCCCAGGGCGCGCUAACCAUGGUGGCACCCCAUGGACACUAACCUAAGGAAAUUACCUUCCCGCAUAAAAUUUUUCAAAACUUGACAGGUCUGGAUCUAACUUAAAAAUGGUAGGAACUGUGCAGCUAAUUAAAUUUAGGUAUUUACUCUUACUUGCCCAACAUUUGCUCGCUAGGAGUAAGAUCCUCUGGCGUUACACAGACCAAGGGAUUGUUUCAAUAUUCUGUACAUAUGAUCGCAGCAUUAGUGUAAAAAUAAAUGAAAAUGAAGAAAGGGCGCUAGAAGGUGAAUUGUGACAUAGCGGAUUGACAAUUACGCAUUGGCAAAUAGUCUUGUUAACUUCCCAGAGCCCAAAACUUUCUUUAUACGAGUAAAAUCGACGUAAAUAUUUGAAUUUCAGCAGCGUCAUUCCUGACGAUGUCUGCAAGUUAGUCGAAACGUAGAAUAAAAAGGUUAAUUGUUUUAGAGCUGCCUAUGGCUGUGUAUGAUAUUAAAAUGUUGUUUAUUCUAGUUUUAUUCCUAAUUUGUGGAAACCGCUUUUUAUAUUACAUUAAAUUUAGUUGCUUUUUCAUAACAAAUAUCUGCUAUUACAUAACAAACACCUGCUAUCCAGGAUUACAUAACAGAUAUCUUGUAAAGAUCUUUUGUGGCUUUCGUAAAAUUCGUUGUUUACUGUAGGUGAUGUUUCUGCAAUGUACAAUCUAAAAAAGUCAUCCAGUAUUUUGAAAGGAGAGAUUGCCUUCAUCAAGCAACUACAGAAAUGGUUGGGAGAGAAGUGUAAAUGGAAUCUUUGUUACAGAGCUUCCAGAGAUGGUUGGAGUGCCCCAGAUUUUCACAAACAUUGUGACAAUAAAGGACCGACAGUGGUUUUGGUGAAAGCCAAUGAUUGUAUUUUUGGAGGAUACACUGACCAAGACUGGGAUUCAGGUAUGUAA